CGUGUGAGCUCUCGGCUAGCAUAUAGUCUGCGUGUGAUGAACGAUGAGACCACCGUUAGUGGUAGUGCUGGGAUGUACAGGAACGGGAAAGUCUCGUUUGGCCAUAGAACUUGCUUUACGAUUUCGAGGCGAGUUAGUGAGCGCUGAUUCGAUGCAAGUGUAUCAAGGACUGGACAUUGUGACUAACAAAGUGUCUGCUGAGCAGCUGCAAAUGUGUAAACACCAUUUUAUUGGUUGCGUCCCGACGUUCCACGAAUAUUCCGUGUUGGAAUUUAGAAACGCAGCGCUUCCUCUCAUUGAAAAGUUGAGGUCGACAAAUGUAAUGCCAAUAGUUGUCGGAGGCACCAAUUAUUACAUCGAGUCUCUUCUCUGGAACAUUCUUAUUGAUAGUCCUGGAGAGCAACAAACCUUACAUCAAGUCGAAGGAAAAGUGUUGGAACCGGAAACAUCGGAUCUGAGUUUGUAUCAAAAGUUGCAACAUAUCGAUCCAGAGGGAGCUGCUAAAGUGCAUCCCAAUGAUACUAGAAGGGUAGAAAGAUGCUUAGAGGUUUUUCAACAGUAUGGCAGAUCAAAGAGUGAAAUUUUAUCUGAACGUAAAAAAGGAGAAGCUAGUGCAGGCAUAUCACAGGGAGGUGAAAUGAAGUUUAAUGAUGUUACCGUACUUUGGAUACAGUGUGAAUACGAAGUGUUGGAUGAAAGGUUAAAUACUCGUGUGGACGAGAUGGUGAAGAUGGGUCUAAAAAAUGAGAUUUAUCAGCUGCACGAAACAGCACAACAGAAAGGAAAGGAACUUUUGCCAACAAAAGGAAUAUUUCAAGCAAUUGGCUACAAGGAGUUUCAGCCCUACUUAAAGCUGUUGGAUGAAACUGGACAGAUGACAGUUGACGACGACAGAUUGAAAGAAACAUUUACAACGUGUACUAACAACUUGAAAAGAGCGACAAGAAACUAUGCCCGAAAACAGACUUCAUGGAUUCGUAAUCGGUUUUUGAAGCGAGUUGGUCAAGCCGUACCUGAUGUGUAUGCUCUAGAUUCUACAGACAUUGACAAGUGGGACAGCAAUGUCUUUCAGCCUGCAGAGAAAAUUAUCAAAUCAAAGCUUGAUGAUAUACCUUUACCUGUAUCACCACUAGAACGAAUUGAAGGAGUCGAAGAAACUUGGAAGCACCACAUUUGUGAUGUCUGUGGUGGACGUGUCGUUCGCAGCGAUCACGAAUGGCAAAUACACCUUAAAUCACGAGUGCAUCGACGUUGCUUGAAACGAAUGAAAAAGCAGGGAACAAGAGAAGAACGGGUAAGAGACAGUGUAUCAAGUGGCAGUGAUCACAAGGUGUUGCUCAAUAUGCAAUGAUUUCUCAAAGUGCAAAUUAUGAUGGCAGAAUCAUUUUAGCAGUGUUAUUAGUGCUAGAUCACAAGUUUCAAAUAUUAUAUCUCCUGCCAUACGACUACCAAAAACCGUAAUACAAGCAAUGCACUACCUAUUAUAAAACUGUUAGAUCUCGUGUAGAAUUUUGGCGAUUUUAUAUGCACAAAGUGACUGCCUCACUUCAGAAAGUAUUUUACAAUAAUUAUAUUUGAAAAUUUGA
Messenger RNA from Corticium candelabrum, 1586 nucleotides. RefSeq names its product tRNA dimethylallyltransferase-like. The coding region runs from base 44 to 1351 and encodes 435 amino acids. Lineage: Eukaryota; Metazoa; Porifera; Homoscleromorpha; Homosclerophorida; Plakinidae. The record is from RefSeq and is a predicted model, not a curated record. The transcript has a single exon. Gene Ontology annotation, molecular function: tRNA dimethylallyltransferase activity. Gene Ontology annotation, biological process: tRNA modification. Gene Ontology annotation, cellular component: mitochondrion.